UUUGCUGACAGUCUCUUGCGCUUGAUGGCCAAUAUCUGAAAAUCACCUGCAAAAAAAUGGAUCUGCAAACUACCUAGACGAAAGUAUGACUGAAAAGUCCAGAACAAUAAACCAGUGGUAUGUCUCUUUUGAGAAAGGAAAGGAUUUUGAUUCUUGGGGCCAGCUGGUGGAAGCCGCCGAGGAGUAUUCAAGACUCGCUAGAGACUUGAAAAAACAUUGUGCUCUGGGAAACAAGAUGUUUCAAGAGGAACAGAAGAAACUGAUGCUUAAAAUGUCAGCCUGUUUUGAGAAGAGAAGCAAAAUAUUACUAUCCACUCAGGCUAGAGAUGAUGAGAUCUCAUUUGAUGAUAUCAAGAAAGUUGGUGAAGUGUUGAGAAACUUAAAUGUAGGUUGGAAUGGUCCUUUUCCAGUCAGGAUCGAAGAGCCUAAAACAAGUGAUACUGAUGUAACAGAAUAUGGAGAUGAAAAUGGAACUGAGCAUGUUUCUUCAGUUGCUGAAGGAGGGUCUUUGUUGCCGCGUAUCCCAUUCGAAGAAGGAUAUCAUCGACUUGUUGUACGAAUCAACCAGAUUGGACUGAAGGAUGCCCAUGUGUACAUUAAUCCAUUUUUUACUGUUUCUGUGAAAGAUGCCAAUGGUGUGAAUGUAACCCCAGCUCAAGAUACACCCACUUCAAACAGAGUUAAUGGAAAGUUUAUCAACUUUGAUACUGAUGUAGAAAUUCAAAAGCCUAUAGAGAAACUUCCAAGAGGUACCGCAAUAUUCUUCGAGUUUAAACAUUACAAACCGAAAAAGGAUAUUGUGAGCACAAGGUGCUUUGCUUUCAUGGAACAGGACGAGUUUAAACCUGGUCCUGCCUGUAUCGAACUCUAUCAGAAACCAACGGAUUUUAAUCGCAAGAGGUUAAAUCUAUAUACACAAAAACCGCUUUAUCUUCACCUAACACUCAAUGUCCUUGAUGACUGAUAUCAGACAAUAGAUAGCAUGCGAGUAAGCCCUUAUUAUUAUCCAACAGCACAAAGUAAAGUACAAAUAUCUUGCGAUAUUGUACGGUCAUUUGGACAGUUGGUUAUUUUGUACUGCAAAAAGACGCUUCUCUAUUCACUUUGCUUUUCCCGCCAUAUAAGAAAUGAGCAGAAAAACUUGGCAGAACAAAAAGCAGUUGAAUAAUAAAUAACUUAUUAGGCGUUUUGGUGUGUUGUAUCGCUGAGUAUCGUUACUCGUGGUUUGGGAUUUAACUCGCCCUACGGGCUCGAUAAAAUACGGCAUAACUCGUAAAAUACUCUGUGAUACUACACACCAAAACGUCUAAUCAAAUAUAUUUAUUGGCGCUUAAGCACAAGCAUUUUUUUGCCCGCGUGAAGUAUUGAAGCGUUGAGAAAAGCGAGCCAGGGAGGAGUCUGCAAGGGGUCUGGCACUCAUAAUACCUCGUACCAGACCUCUUGCCGACUUCUCGCCUUACUCUGGGCCUCAAACGGGUGACGAACGCUUGUGCCAAAGCCCUAACAAUGACGACCUGCUCGUGGGCUAGACAAAGAUGAUUUAUUUCAUUUGUUGAAACACGAGCAAGGAGUCAAAGGAUUCAAUAUCUUUCUACUGAAUCAUACACAUAUACUAUUAAAAUUUUUAAGCGCAAUCCUGAUGCUAACCAAAACUAUCCAAGAGUUUUUACAAGGGGAAGGAAUCAAGCUAUUUUUUAUUACAAAGUGUGAGUAGGGUUUUUUUUUCUUUCAUUGAUAACGGAUUUUCGCAGAGAAUUAUUUUCAAAGUGGCUGUGAGCUACUGAAGCAAAAAUUGAUAUUUGUUUCAAGUAUCUAUCGAUGAGGGAUUUAAAAUACUCCUUGUCUUGGAAAUUGCGUACCAUUUGUAUUACGGUGUAUCAGUAUCAUAAUUAAUUACAACACUAAAAUAUAACUAGUUUACCACGAUACAAAAAAUCAUUACCUGCCAGCGAAUUCUAAAGAAAUGUAUUAGUUUUACAGUGUUCGCCAAGGCCGGGUUGUUUAAAGCUGGGUUAAGAUAACCCCGGGUUAGCGUCAAACCUGAUUUAGAUCUGAAAGCUUUAGAAGAAAAUUCAGUCGAAUUCCUUUUUGUCUAGAAUAUGGCUCUUUGAUGCUCUUAUAAGAACACAGAAAAUUAUCCUAAAAAGGCUUCUGAAUAAAGGAAUAAAGAAACCUAGAUUAAAAUUUAACUUUGGGUUAGCGCUUAUCAACAUAUUUCUUUAAAAUCCGCUGGCUCUGUAAUGAGUUUUUGUAUCGUGGGAACUAGUUAUAUGUAGCUAUUUUAAAGAAAUAUGUUAGUUUUACAGUGUUCGCCAGAAGAAUUGAAUUUGCCCUUAUAUCAAAGUCUUUGCGAGAUAAAAAGCAAACUUAGUUUGAAAACAGCGAAUUCCACAAGCACAGGACGAAAUUGCAAGAAUCCGUAAACGGAAACGUGGCGGAAACAUGCAACUCCAUGUUUCCGUUAUGUUUACGUAAAAGUGGUCCGGUUCCGUUGUAUACGCAACAACGGAAACGCGAGAAAACGUCACGAAACCGGUAACGGAAACACAGGUUAUCCGUCUUGUUUCCGGAACGGUUUAACAUGUUUCUGCCACGUUUCCGUUUACGGAUUCUUGCAAUUUCGUCCUGUGAAGGAUUAUGAAUUAUUAGAGAAGAGGGUUCAAUAUUCAUUUCUCCCUAGACCUAGAAUGUCAAAAUUAUUAUUAUAGGUUUCAUAAGAGACUGAUGUGCUAAGUAAGUGGAACAUAUUAUAAGCUAGAAAUUGACGAAACAAAUCCUUUGCUUCUCACAGGCUGGUACUUCAACGUGAAUUAGUUACAAGUUUUUACACCGUUAAAAUAUAGCGCAAGUUCUUAGUUUGGGAAGAAACGUCUUGUUCGACAUUGGAAAAGGAAAUGUUUUAAUGUUUUUAACAUUUUAAGGGCAAUUUAUUUGGUAGUGAAUGUCAGAGAAAAACGGUAAAAAUCACGUAUAUUUCCUUAUUAUCUUAAACGUAACUUAGAUUUAGAAACUAUUUAGUAGAUCGAUUUAUUUUAAAAAUUGUAGUUGAAAUCUAUAAUUGUAGAUGUCGAUGUAUUUAGUUAGGAAAGUUUAUUUGUUGGAAGAGCUCUUUUCAUCGUAUAUCAUAAUUAGGGUUCUUAUCAUUAUCAUUAGAGACAUUUUCGAUUGAGAGUCGAAAGUAAUCCAAGAUUGCAUCGGUUUAACUCUACUUCGUUCUGUAAUUGGUCCAGAAGGCUCGUGUCACUUUUUCAACCAAUGAGAUGCAAAAGUAACACCAAUCAUGACUUGGCCGCCCGCGUUUUCCCGCGCUUUAGGCAGUUUGGUUGUUUUUACCUCGAGUUCGCAGCGGCUUGUAAAGAUCUUUUCCUUUCUUCUGAUUGAUUGUUGUGAUUCCUUUUGUUUUGCUUUAACGACACGCAAUCAAAGAGCACUCGAUUGAAAAAUAAAAGUUAGAAAGUGAGAAUCACUCCUAGACUGGUCAUUCUGUUUGUCAAACUUUUCAUUUAGCUUACGCCUGCAACUGAUUCAGUUUUCGUCCUUUGAUAACAUUGUAUGCUUGGCAAUUACUAAAGGACAAGACCAAAAAGACAGAGUCUAAGUUCUUGGGGUGUUAGUCAGGACUUAAGGCAAAAUUCGUUUUUCAUCAACGAGUCCUAUCGAUUAGCUUUUAUCUGAUAGAGAUUCCUCUGUGAAAACUUUCUUCAAUCGUAUCAAAUUGAUCAGAAAGGUCUUUCGAGGAACAUUGCAAUUUCUCUUUUCAACCAUUUAAAGCCACAAAACGUGCACAUGAGGUUUUAGAAUUUAAUAACCACCAUUAACGCAAUCUUGUUAGCCCUAAAUUUCCAUCAUGACAAAAUCGAGUACCGUUUCUUCAUUAAUUGUUAACAAAUUGAAUAUCUCAGUGACAGGUUUUAAGGAAUCACUUUUUGAGGGUUUGAGGA
Molecule: messenger RNA, 3941 nt
Organism: Pocillopora verrucosa
Lineage: Eukaryota; Metazoa; Cnidaria; Anthozoa; Scleractinia; Pocilloporidae
Product: axin interactor, dorsalization-associated protein
Cellular component (GO): membrane
Molecular function (GO): phosphatidylinositol binding
Source: RefSeq, a predicted model, not a curated record